Molecule: messenger RNA, 1540 nt
Organism: Zonotrichia leucophrys gambelii
Lineage: Eukaryota; Metazoa; Chordata; Aves; Passeriformes; Passerellidae
Gene: NSMCE4A
Product: NSE4 homolog A, SMC5-SMC6 complex component
Exons: 11
Coding region: 352-1419 (355 amino acids)
Biological process (GO): DNA repair
Cellular component (GO): nucleus; Smc5-Smc6 complex
Source: RefSeq, a predicted model, not a curated record
GCCGCUCACAGCGCCCGGCCCUGGGCAGCGACCGGAACUCCGGGGAAGGGAGUAAAUGGCAAAGGAACGCUGAGGGAUCGGUAACCGUCCCCGCGGCGAGUCAGAAAGGCCCAACCCUAUUUGCUGGGGGACAGGCGGCGCAGAACCGGGGCGGCAAACAGAGCCAAGGUGGAAGAUCGCGAUCAGAGCGCAGCGGCUCAGCGACCACCGGCGGCGCCCGCAGGCCCCUCCACCAAGACCCUCUGAAGCGAAUUGCGCAGGCUCGACUCGGUGGUUGAAGCCCGGCAGACGCGCGGGCCGGCGUCACCCCGGCGGCAUCCCGCGGGUCGCGGUGACGGCUCCGCGGCCGCCAUGUCGCACACCGGCAGCAGCGGCGGCUCCUCGCCGGACGUGGGCCGCCGCCGCCGCUCGCGCCGGCCGCACGCGCAGGAGGACACGGUGGAGGCGGAGGCGGCGGGCGAGAGGCUCCGGCAGCUCAACAUCGACGAGGGCGACGACAGGGAGCACAACAGGAUGAUCCGCAACCAGUAUCGGGAGCUCAUCUCCGCCGUGCAGCAAAAUCGAGAAUCCAUCCUAAGUUCAAAAAGCAACAGGCUGACAGAAGCUUUGGAAGAAGCCAAUAGAAUUUUUGAUGAAGUUCGCCAGGCACGAGAGGCUGCACUGGAUGCCCAGUUCCUUGUCAUAGCAUCCAAUAUAGGAAAGGAGAAGGCCAAUGAGUUACACUCAGAGAUGUCAGCAUUUGAUUCAACAGCAUUUGCAGAAGACUUGCUGACCUUCAUGGGUAUAAAUCGCACAGAAGUGGAAGAAGAUGAUGACUCUGAGGACGUUCCAGGUGGUUUUUUACCCAGUCAUGCCUGGCAGAAAAUGGGGGAAGAAGCAUCCAAGUACUUAAGGAGAGCACCUACUUUUCACUACAUGAUGGGAUCCUUCAAGUCUGAGCCUCCUGUACGAAAGCAGCGGAUUGAGAGGCAGAAGAAAGCUAGCAGAGGGAAAGCAGAACGGGCAAUGCCUGCUCAGUUAAAAGAAAUGGAGCAGUCUCAUCUAGAAGCUACAGAAAAAGAAGUAGAGAGGAUCUUGAGAAUACUGCAAACUCAUUUUGAAAAUGAUCCUAAUACAUCCAUUUCCUUCUUUGAUUUUGUGGUUGAUCCGAACUCGUUUGCACGGACUGUGGAAAAUAUGUUUCAUGUGUCCUUCCUUGUCAGGGAUGGUCUUGCAGAAAUAAAGCUGGAUGAAGAUGAAUUGCCAAUAAUAGAGCCUGUCAAACCCAGAGAGGGGGAGGAGGAGAGCAGAGCUGCAGCACGGAACCAGGUGGUCAUAAGUCUGGACCAGAGCCAAUGGAAGGAGAUCAUAGAAACAUUUCAGAUUACAGAAGCUAUGAUUCCCCCUCUUUAUCAGACUGAAGAAGAAUUGGAGACAUAGUAACUAUUAAGUGCCUUAAAGAAAACAGUUCAGGAAAUUUCUUCCAACAACUGUUUUAUAUUGUAAAGUUAAAUAUAUUUUUGUUGUAUGUUGUAAAAUUAAAUAUAUUUUUUCCGGAACA